Messenger RNA from Oppia nitens, 1580 nucleotides. RefSeq names its product substance-P receptor-like. The record is from RefSeq and is a predicted model, not a curated record. The coding region runs from base 74 to 1333 and encodes 419 amino acids. NCBI's taxonomy places the organism in Eukaryota, Metazoa, Arthropoda, Arachnida, Sarcoptiformes, Oppiidae. Gene Ontology annotation, molecular function: neuropeptide Y receptor activity. The transcript has 5 exons. Gene Ontology annotation, biological process: G protein-coupled receptor signaling pathway. Gene Ontology annotation, cellular component: membrane.
UAAAAAGUUAAAACUUCAAUAUUAAAGCUCUUACAAAAAAUUAUUAUUUGAUAACACAUUUUCAGGCGAAGACAUGUCAAACGUAUCCGCACUGUUGUUGACAUUUAACGCCAAUUAUAUCAAUAAUAGCAACGGCGCCGCUUCGGGUAAACUACAGACAGAACGAGAUCUCGAGCUACUGGAGCCCAAAUGGCAGGUCAUGUUAAUCAUACUUUAUUCCCUUACGGCCACACUGUCACUGGUGGGCAAUGUCAUCGCCAUAUGGGUGCUGACGGCUGGUAAACGGUCCUCAAGAGAGUUGCGGAUCUUUUUGGUGAAUCUAUCGCUGUCUGACAUAACAAUGGCUAUAUUUUCCAUACCAUUCACGUAUACCGACUUUAUGUUAGGUCGUUGGAUAUUUUACCCAUCAUUCUGUCCGGUCGUACAGUUCAUGCAAUUGGCCUCAGUUUUUGUCUCAGUCUAUACUCUAACGGCUAUUGGCAUCGAUAGAUACAUAGCCAUUAUCUACCCAUUGGCCAGUUCACGACUCACCAAAUCGUUUGGCACCGUAAUAGUGCUCAUCAUAUGGUUUUUGGCUAUAGGUCUGGGAUCCAUAUCCUUCUUCAACUCGAUGGCUGAGCCAUUUGAAUGGGCAAACAGUACAUAUUAUGACUGUAAGGAAACGUGGACUCUUGAAACGGCCCGUGCGUUCACUUUAGGCAUAUUUAUCAUAACCUUUGCACUGCCUAUUCUCAUAUUAACGUUCGCCUACGGGUCGGUUGGUCUGAAAAUGUUGAGACACACGACCCCUGGCAAUGCCGAUCUGGUACGCGAUGAGGCACAGCAUAGCGCCAAACUUAAGGUUAAUAAGGUCAUCAAAAUGUUGUCGACAAUUGUGUUUUUAUUUGCCGUUUGUUGGCUUCCCAUUCAUGUUCUCAAUUUGUUUAUUUAUUAUGCUCGGGAUUGGAUGGUCGGUCUAUACGAUACCGAAACCGGAUAUAAUGUCUACAUAGCACUGACCAUUGGCGCCCAUUGGUUUUCAAUGGCCAACUCUUUCGUAAACCCAAUAAUAUAUUGUUUUAUGAGUGAAAACUUCAGAACAGAUCUCAAGAUACUGGUCUCGAGAUGCUGUCCACUGAUGAAAGGUCGCGCCCGACGGGGAGCUACACUUCGCAGCAGUGAUUCUCUGCACUCGUAUCGGACGUCGGUGUUUGCGAUGUCCACAAAAAACACGAGUUCGGGUAACAGUCUGAUCACUAUGAACUCAAUCAGGACUCAUCCGCGCGCCGGUGACAACAACUGUGGCCACAAACUCAACGGCAACUCUAAGACAAGAGAUUCAUAUAUUCAGUAAUUUUUCAGUACAAAGAUGUGAAUGUUUGAGUGAGUGAUGAUUGAGAGAGAAAGAGAGAGAGAGAGAGAGAGAGAGAGAGAGAGAGAGAGAGAGAGAUUUAAGACAUUUUUUCAAUAAUAAAUUCAUUUUGAUUGACAAUAAUGUAAAAUAUAUAUAUCAUAUGUACUCUCACUUUUGUCAACCAAUGUUUGCCCUCAAAACAACUUCUGAUUGUCAUAUAUUUUAAUACCGAAUAUACAUUACAUAU